Pecten maximus is the source of this 2473-nucleotide messenger RNA. RefSeq names its product peptidase M20 domain-containing protein 2-like. Lineage: Eukaryota; Metazoa; Mollusca; Bivalvia; Pectinida; Pectinidae. The transcript has 6 exons. The record is from RefSeq and is a predicted model, not a curated record. Bases 30 to 1226 code for a protein of 398 amino acids. Gene Ontology annotation, molecular function: dipeptidase activity.
CCAACAGUUAUCAGACAAACUGAUACAACAUGGCGGAGUUAAAGAAAGUCGCUUGUGAAGCGAUCGACAGGGUAGCUUCGGAACUAAACAAUAUCAGUCAGGAAUUAUGGAAGAAUCCAGAGAUGAACUUCAAAGAGCACCAUGCUCACACCAUACUGACUGAUUUCCUGGAGAAUCAAGGACUUCACGUGGAGAGGAAGUACAAACUCGACACGGCUUUCCGGGCCACAUUCGGUGACGAUAGCGCGGGUCCACAUGUGGCGGUGUUGUGUGAGUAUGACGCGCUGCCAGAGAUUGGUCACGCAUGUGGACACAACCUGAUAGCAGAACUGGGCGUGGCAGCCGGGGUUGGAAUCAAGGCUGCCAUGGAAACAUCCGGGCAACCUAUCGGCAAGUUGAUGGUGCUAGGAACUCCGGCAGAAGAAGGAGGUGGCGGGAAAAUCCUUCUCAUCGAUAAACAUGGAUUUGAUAAUAUUGACGUGGCGAUGAUGUCACAUCCGGCACCAGGAGAUGUUUUAAAGCCGCCCAUGCUUGCCCGUCAGAGGGUAACCGUGACGUAUAAGGGCAAGGCCAGUCAUGCCGCUGGCUUUCCGUGGGAGGGUAUCAACGCACUUGACGCGGCAGUCACGUGCUACCAGACCGUGUCUUGCAUGCGCCAACAGAUGAAACCGACAUGGAGAGUCCAUGGAAUCAUCACAAAAGGUGGAGUUAGGCCAAAUAUCAUACCGGAAGAGGCUUCAUUGGAAUAUUACAUCCGGGCACCAAAUAGGGCGGAGCUUAAUGUGUUGCGGGAGAAAAUCAUUGCUUGUUUUGAAAGUGCAGCAACCGCAACAGGAUGCAAGAUUGAGUACGACUUCUCAGAAAUGCCAUAUUUAAAUGUCAUCAGUAACAAAGCUCUGGCUUCGUCUUUCGAGACGAACGCCAAGGAACUGGGGCUAGAUUUCACGAAACAUGGAACGCCUACAGAAAAUGCUCCCUUGGGAUCAACCGAUAUGGGAAACGUGUCAUACGUUGUCCCUAGUAUCCACCCAUUCUUUUACAUUGGAACAGACGAGGUCAACCACACUAGGGGCUUCACUGGGGCUACAGGUGCCGCUGCCGCCCAGCCGUAUACCAUACUACAGGGGAAGGCAAUGGCGAUGACAGCAAUAGACGUCUUCACAAACAAAGAUCUUUUACAAAGAAUCAAAACUGAAUUCGACAACGAACCACAAAGAAAGGCUUAGUGCCGAAUGUCGUCUCGUUUUGGAAUAAACAUAUGCCUAGUCCGAAAAACUACAUAUAACUGAUUAAUUGUGCAUUUCGAUUUAUGUUAAACAGAUGAUUAUACAUAAUGUAAUUUUGACCUACGUUACCUCAACGCUUUGCUCGUUGACACAGAUAUUGCUCGUAACAGCUUUUCAUCAACCGUUGAGAUGAUUUUGAUUUUUCAGAUUCUCUGUCGGUAAAAGAAGUACAUUUAUAUCAAUCAUACAAUGUAAUUUAUACAUAAAAGGAAUUUUUGAUGACCUCGGAAACGUUUUCUUAAAUAUUUUUUUAUAUGUCAAUAUCAUUGCAAUCUGAAUGACAUAUACAUGUACAGUACAUGUAAAUUGUGGGUUAACAGCUCUCCGACUAAUAUGCUUACCUGUCAAGGGUUUCUUUACUAUAGAAAAUUACCUGUUUCUAUGUGAAUGUUUUAUAAUAGGCAUAAACAGAAUAUUCUAGAAUGAAGAAUAUAUGCAUGUCGACUGUAAGUAGGUUUGAACACAAAAGAAAGUGUUCCUGGUAUUUCAUCUUCCCGAGUACAAAGUCUUGAAUCAAUGCCUGUAACAUGUAUUACAUGUUGAGUACAUGUAUUAAUAAUUUAACACUUCAAACAUAGGCGUGUUGAAAAAAGUUCACAUACUCUGUAUUCAAGUUAUAUAUUAUAUAUAGUCUGUGUAUGUAAGUGUGUGUGUGUGAAAGUUGUCUUUGUUUUUUUCUUUAUCAUGUAAUUACUUUAUGUGGAAAAUCUGAAUAAAAAUGUCAAAAGUAAAAAAAAAAAAAAAAAAAAUUUACACUUUCAUGUUUAGUUCUUACAAUGCUUUUUUGUGUGAAAUCGCAAUGCAUGAUAUCUCUGGUGUCAUCAGUCAUCUUCUUUAAUCAUGGCCUUUUGGUUUCUAAAUAGAGCAACAAAAAUGUGUCCCAGAUUCCAUGAUAGUCAAGAUAUUUGAUGAGUACAGCUUUUUCUUGUUUCGUUUUAUUUACGGAUAAUUUAAGUUGUGUGUGUUAUCAUACAGUGGUCUAGAUGUUCUAGAUUUUAAACCUCUAAGCUGCAGAUAAAACAGAGCGACACAUUUCUGAUAAAAGAUAAUCUCAGUAUAACGCUGCUGUAGUAUUAUAUAAUCUACAAUACACUUAUAUCGUGUGUGGUGUUAUUGAAUAUUUGAGCUUGUCCUUAACACUCUGAUGGCAGAUUUUGUAAAUAAAUAAGUGGGCAUUAUUAAACAAA